Molecule: messenger RNA, 958 nt
Organism: Morone saxatilis (striped sea-bass)
Lineage: Eukaryota; Metazoa; Chordata; Actinopteri; Moronidae
Product: N-acetylglucosamine-1-phosphodiester alpha-N-acetylglucosaminidase-like
Exons: 5
Coding region: 22-783 (253 amino acids)
Source: RefSeq, a predicted model, not a curated record
CUGUGUCUCUGUCUGUACAGUAUGAAUCUUUGGGAUGUGGCCGACUUUCUGAAGAAGUACGGAGUCAUCAAUGCCAUUAAUCUGGAUGGAGGCGGGUCUUCCACCUACGUGACUAAUGGAUCAUUGGCCAGCUACCCCUCCGAUCACUGUAAAUCGGACAGCAGGUGGCGCUGUGACCGGAACGUCUCCACCAUACUGUGCGUUCACCCGCGCCGCUGCCAGCCGGCGAACUGCAGCGGACACGGAGACUGCGUAGACGGACGCUGUCGGUGUCGGGAGGGCUGGCAGGGCGCCGCCUGUGACUCUCUGGUGUGUCAGCCGCCGACCUGCGGCCCCCACGGCGUCUGCACUGCCAAUGGCUGUGUCUGUGAUGCUGGAUGGAGAGGAAAGAACUGCAGCCAAGAGUGCCUUCCAGGUUUCUAUGGCGACGGCUGCAACCAAACCUGCGCCUGUGUCAACGGCGGUUCCUGCGAACCCGUCCACGGACGCUGCGCCUGCCCCUCUGGUUUCCACGGCAACACGUGUGACCAAGUGUGUCCUCUGGGUUUCUUCGGUCCGUCCUGCACUCAAGAGUGUCGCUGUGACGACCUGUGUCCGUGUGACCCCCAGACAGGAAGCUGUAACGCCACGCUGAGAAAAGAGACCAACUACACCUUACAGAGAGGUACACACACAUACACACAGUUACAUAGAGCUGAUUAUCUCCCUGCAGCCUCACAACUUCCUCUUCCUCGUUUACAUCAUACACUUACUAGAGAUUAUUGUGUGUUAUUGAUGCACUGAACUGACAUCGAACAUGAUCUCGCCAGUUGUAACCUCCAAUCAAUCACCUGUACGCACAAAUGUAUGUCCACCACUUUCGUUUUGCACUGCUGGAGUGAGACUGAGAGGGAGACACUGACAAAGAGUGUUUAUCACCGUGUGUGUGUGUGUGUGCGUGUGUGUGCGUGUGUGUGUG